Symbiodinium sp. CCMP2592 is the source of this 2034-nucleotide messenger RNA. NCBI's taxonomy places the organism in Eukaryota, Dinophyceae, Suessiales, Symbiodiniaceae. The record is from the annotation of a GenBank genome assembly.
AUGAGGCCUUCGGUAGCGUACACUUUCCUCAUUUUUCUGUGGACAUCCUCGAGAGCCGUGCAUUCCUUCAGCGCGAGAAGUCUGACGCACAUCACGCACCAGCGACUUGCGCACCAGGAAGCAUGGGGAGGUUUGUCAGAUGCUCUGCAGUCUGCGGGAGAGGCGAUCUCCUCUGCAGCACACGAUGUAGUGGGCUCUGUCACCGACUCAGCGGCCAAGGCCCUGCUAGGUGAUCGAGCAGUGGACAAGUUCGAACUUCCACCCCCCAGCAUCCGGCAGAUCAACAUUCAGGUGGUUACGUGCGUCGGGGCGUUGCUAGCAGUCCUCGGCAUGGGUUACGCGGCCGAUGUGCUGUUCCCAGCGAAGAAAGUGCUCACGCGGCCGUCCUAUACUUGUAUGGCGAUGCUGUUGAGCAGCUAUGCCAUCCUUGUCCCAGGCUUGGUCUCAAACCUCUUCGAGUUCCUGCUGGGUGUGCAAAUGCUGGGCAUCAAUGUCUUGCUGACAGAGGUGGACGGGGAACCAGGCCCGAUCGCCGAGUCCACCUUCGGUUUGGUGCAUCUGCUGUGCCAAACCGGCGGCUACGUGGGCGCGGUUCUGGUGGUCAUUUACGCUAUGGUCAUUCCUUCCGUCAAGCUCGUCGCUCUGAUUGUGGCAGAGAUGUGGCGGGACAGUGAGGACCCACGACAAGUACAAAAAUCCAAGCGCUUUAUUCAGGUCGUGCAGUUCAUCAGCAAAUGGGCUUGCCCAGACAUGUUCGCAUACAUCCUCCUACUGUAUCUCUUUCGGCACCUCGACGGCUCGGGUGGCAUCGUCGUCGCCCCCGCACGCCUGGGCAUCGGCUUUGCUUGCUUCAGCAUCUUCUGCGUCUUCUCCACCUUCUCAACGCUCAUGAUACAGGUGCCGGAAACGUCGGAUGAGGUGAGCGAGGAGAUUGCGCGCCCGAUGGUCGCGCGCUGGUUCGGCACGGAAAACAUUCAACUGGUGACUGCGGCGCUUACCAUCUUGUUUCUGAUCCUUUUUGGAAUGGGGCUCGCCAUGCCGGUGAUGAUCCUCUAUCUCGACUCGAACCUUCUACUUCAGCCCAGAGGUCCCUUGGACCCCUCAAUGAAGCCCAUCAUCGACACGUUGCACAUCGAGGAUCUUGUCAACUCUGAGGUGACGAUCUUCUCGGCAACCUCGGCGCUUGCUGCGUACAUCGCUUCAGGUGAACUAAAUGACAUUUUCGCUGUGGUGAUGCUGACUGUGUUCGUGAUGGCCCUGCCCAUCGCCAACAUGUUUUGCUUGCUUGGGGGGGCCUGGCAUCUGCGGUCAAAGGAGCCUGACACUGCGGCAGCCUGGCAGUUCCUUCGGCACUCGAAGUGGCUGAAGCACAUUUCCAUGCUCGAUGUGUUCAUUAUGGGGAUCAUCGUCGUCACCGCUGCUGGGAGCGCCUACUCACAGCAAGGUGUCCUUUUUGGAGUCAUGGUCGGCCUGUGGAUUCUGCUCCUGGCAGAGGCUACGCAUUACUUCACACACUACCAGGUGCACGAUGUUUACAACUUUCUGGAGAAGAGAGAGAUCGAAGUGCCGGCCAGCAAAGUUCCAGCCUUUACUGAGGGCCUAGACAAGGUUCGUGCUUUCGAGCAGUCCUGGAGCAACGAAAGCGCUCCAGGGACCAGCCAGCUAUUGGAAAGCAGUUCCCCCUCGGCAAGCUUGCCGCAUGUGGCAGACGGAGAAAAGACGCAGGCAGGGGGCGAGGAGCCUUCCAGGAAUUCGCAGCGCAGAGUGGAUUUGAAAGCCUAUGUGCAGAAAAUGUACUUCGCGCUUUUGAGAGAAGGCUUGGAGCCCAAUGAAGCAGCGGCGCUUGCAAUUCGUCAGGCCGCCCAAGUGGACGUCCAGAGAGACACGCAGACCGCCACCCCCUCGGCGAUCGCGCUGCCGGCCCCGCCGCCCCCCCUGGCCGGCUCUCAGAGGUGCUCCUCAACGGCCCAGAAGCUGAAGCAAAGCCAGCAGAAGCCUGGAGAGUGUCAGGAGGAGGUCACAGUUUCCGCCUGA